Messenger RNA from Naegleria fowleri, 1989 nucleotides. RefSeq lists its product as uncharacterized. Gene Ontology annotation, molecular function: oxidoreductase activity, acting on paired donors, with incorporation or reduction of molecular oxygen; iron ion binding; L-ascorbic acid binding. NCBI's taxonomy places the organism in Eukaryota, Heterolobosea, Eutetramitea, Acrasida, Naegleriidae. The transcript has a single exon. The record is from RefSeq and is a predicted model, not a curated record. Bases 1 to 1989 code for a protein of 662 amino acids.
AUGAAUCUUUCUCAACUCACCCCCGAUCUCAAGCUAAAACUUCUUUCCAUGCUCUCUGCGUCAUCGUCCUCCUCGUCUUCAUCAUCUUCACCCUCCUCAUCCACAAGAACAACCUCCAAUAAGGACAUAGUUUCGGAGUUGGACCACACAAUUUCCAAACAAGACAAACAAUUCAUUCUCUCCGUGAUCAAUUCCAUUCAAGAACAAGGCUAUUUCAUCAAAGAUGAAUUUCAACCAAACGACUUGACACAACAAACAAAAGAGCAAAUGAUUGAAAUGAAAACAUCAUUACACCAAGCUGGAAUGGGAGAAGGAUCUACCAAAUACAUCAACUCCUCACUUCGAGGUGAUUUAUUCAAAUGGAUUUCGGAACACGAUGUUGAAGAGAAUACUCCACUCAGAAAAACUCUAUCCAAUUUGAAUAGAAUUCGUCAUGUUUUAAAUUACGUCUUUAAUUUACAAUUAGAUAGAAAUAGUAUACAAAUUGCAUUCUAUUCCAAUGGUGCUCGAUAUGUCCGUCAUGCAGAUGCCACACCAUUACAGUCACCCGAUCGACGAUUAACAUUUUUAUUAUACUUCAAUGAUAAAUCAAGUAUUGAUGGAGGUUCUUUACAAUUGUACAGAAAGGAACGAUCCUUUGACAACGAAUAUAGAACUCCCUAUGAAUAUCAAUUUAAAGAAAUUUCAGAAAAUCAAGUCACAGUGAAACCUUUGUUCAAUCGAUUGCUAGCAUUUUCAUCUGAAUAUUACCAUGAAGUGUUACCAUCACUUAGUGAUCGAUUUUCAUUGACCAUGUGGAUGUAUGGACAUGUAGAUGUAUGGCAAAGAAUUAGAGAAUAUUCUCGAACGACAAUUUUUGUUUCGAUUUGUGCAUAUAGAGACAGUGAAUUACAACAUACACUCAAAGAUAUGUUUGAAAAAGCUUACUAUCCUGAUCGAUUGAGAGUUGGAAUAUGUUUACAGGUUCAUGAGAAUGACUCUGUGAACGACGAAUUUGAUUAUAGAAAUCAAUCUUAUUCACAUCAAAUUAAGGAAAUUAUUAUCAAUUACAAGUCAUCGAAAGGACCAUGUUUUGCCCGAUUUUUAAUUCAGAAAUAUUUAUAUCAACAAGAAGAUUAUUAUCUUCAAAUUGAUUCACAUAUGAGAUUUGAUGAUGGAUGGGAUGUAACACUCAUCAAGCAAUUGCAUCAAUGUGAAGAAGAAGAAAAGUUCACAAGCAACAUGUCUGUCAAAAAAUCACCACUUGCAAUCUCCAAGUGUAUCCUUACCACAUAUCCUGUUGGUUAUGAAUUGCCUAACAAAAUUCCAGAACAUGCCCAACCAACAAUUAUGGUUGCAAAAUCCUUCACAAAAGAUGAGAAUGGUUUUGAAAUGUUGCGACUUGGAGCUCGUGUGAUGAUGCAACAUUUAUCCAAACCUGUAAAGAGUAUCUUUUUUGCUGCUGGAUUUGCCUUUUCACGUGGAAGUCUUGUAUUGGAAUGUCCUUAUGAAGAAUUGCCCUAUCUAUUCUUUGGUGAAGAAAUGUACAUGCUAGAGAAAUUCCACUCGAAAGCAUAUCAAAUUUAUUCACCAUCUGAACCAAUCGUUUAUCACUUGUGGUCGAGAAGUCACCGAAAAGCAUUGUGGCAAGACCAACAAGAAGAAUCCUCCGAUCGGAGGAUGGACAUUCGAUGGACAUUGUCAUGGAAAUCAUUUGUAGAGAAUCACUUUAAACAAUUUACAAAAACUACAGUGGUGAAUAUUGACAGUGUAGAAUAUGAGAGCAUCAAUGAUGCUGAACAGAUUCAAUGCAUCAAACAACAUUCUCAGCAUAUGGUUCAACGAAAGCUCAAAAUGAUAAACCCGCCAAUGACUUGCAGCGAUGAUUGCUCUCACCCAAACGAAGAUUCUUCUUCCUUCUUUGAGUAUUGUGGAAUUGACUUUACACAACGAAGGAUUUAUGAGAAGGCACAACGAGGAGGUUUACCACAGCACUACACCCUGAUUUGA